AUGUUCUCUUGUUUUUUUAUCUCCUCACUACUUCUUAUUGCCAAAAUUGUCCUUACCUUUAUGCAUGUUAAUAUCAGUAAAAGUUUUUACAAAAUUACUGAGGAUUUUCAUCAUGAAGGAGAUGUGGUGAUUGGUGCAUUUUUCCCUCUUCAUACGUACUAUAUGAAGAAUAAAAUUCCACAUUCUUAUCUACCAUAUUAUUAUAAGGACAAUUACCUCCAAUAUAAUUUUAAGAACUACCAGUAUAUUCUGGCUUUGGUGUUUGCUAUUGAGGAGAUCAAUGAUAAUCCCAAUCUUUUACCUAAUAUAUCUCUUGGAUUUGAUUUCUACAAUGUCAGAUUCAUUGAGAAGGACAAUCUUAUGAAUGUCUGUUUUUGGCUCACUGGUCAAGGGCAGAAAGAUAUUUUACCAAAUUACAAUUGUGGCAAAAGUAAUUUUGCUACUGCCCUCACAGGAACAGCAUGGACAACAUCUUCCCAAAUUGGUACAUUGCUUCAACUCUUUAAAUUUCCUCAGCUUUCUUUUGGACCUUAUGAUUCCAUCUUGAGUGACCGUGGACAAUAUUCUUCUCUCUAUCAGAUGGCCUCCAAGUACACAUCUCUUUCACUUGCCAUUGUAUCUUUGAUGGUUCAUUUUAGGUGGUCUUGGGUUGGUCUCAUCCUUCCAGAUGACCACAAAGGAAAUAAAGUUUUAUCAGAGUUCAGAGAAGAUAUGGAGAGAAAAGGAGUCUGCACAGCUUUUGUGAAAAUGAUACCUAUGACAUGGAAUGCAUAUUAUAAAUUCUGGGAAAAUAUGGAUGAGACAAAUGUCAUAAUUAUUUAUGGUGACAUCGAUUCUCUCAUGGGUCUAAUGCGAAAUAUUGGGAAAAGAUUGCUGACAGCAAAAGUCUGGGUCAUGAAUAUUGAACCCCAUAUUACUGACUAUGCUGACUAUUUCAUGCUUGACUCAUUCCAUGGUAGCCUAAUUUUUACACACAAGUAUAUAGAGAGUUCUGAGCUUACUAAAUUUAUUCAAACAGUUAAUCCUUACAAAUACCCUGAAGACAUUUACCUUCCUAAGUUAUGGCAUUUGUUCUUCAAGUGCUCAUUUUCUGAUGCUGAUUGUCGACUACUGGCUAACUGUCAACCCAAUGCUUCUCUGGAUGUGUUACCUAGUCAUAUAUUGGACAUGGCAAUUAGUGAAGAAAGCAAUAAUAUCUAUAAUGCUGUGUAUGCUGUGGCUCACAGUCUCCAUCAGAUGCGUCUUCAAGAAGUACAAAUACAACCACAUGAAGAAGCAAGGGCCUUCUUCCCCUGGCAGCUUAACAUUUUCCUGAAGGACAUCAAUGAGAGAGACAACAUGAGUUUCGGUGGGAGACAGAAAUUAAAUGCGGAAUAUGACAUUCUUAACCUUUGGAAUUUACCAAAGGGUCUUGGACAAAAGGUGAAAAUAGGAUCCUUUUCAGCAAAUGCUCCUGAGGGCCAACAGUUCUCUUUAUCUGAACAGAUGAUACAAUGGGCAGAAGGAUUUUCAGAGAUCCCUCAAUCUGUGUGCAGUGAGAGUUGUGGGCCUGGAUUCAGAAAAGUAACCCUGGAGGGCAAGGCCAUCUGCUGCUACAAUUGCACUCCCUGUGCAGAUAAUGAGAUUUCUAAUGAGACAGAUGUGGAUCGAUGUGUCAAGUGUCCAGAAAGUCAUUAUUCAAAUAAAGAGAAGAACCACUGUUUACAGAAAACUGUGAUCUUUCUGUCCUAUGAAGACCCCUUGGGGAUGACACUGGCCUGUAUAGCUUUGUGCUUAUCUGCACUCACAGCCUUUGUAAUUGGGGUCUUUGUGAAAUACAGAGAUACUCCCAUUGUGAAAGCAAAUAAUCGAGGUCUCAGUUACACUUUGCUCAUCACAAUCACCUUCUGUUUACUCUGUUCUUUGAACUUCAUUGGUCAACCAAAUACAGCCUCCUGCAUCCUCCAGCAGACCACAUUUGCAGUUGCUUUCACUAUGGCUCUUGCUACUGUGUUGGCCAAAGUUAUUACUGUGGUCCUUGCCUUCAAGGCCACUUUUCCAUGGAGAAUGGUGAGGUGGUUAAUGACAUCAAGAGCUCCAACCUAUAUAAUUCCUCUUUGUACGCUGAUCCAACUUCUUCUUUGUGGAAUAUGGAUGGCAAUGUCACCUCCAUUCAUUCACCAAGACAAUCAUGCUGAGCAUGGGCAUAUCUUACUUUUGUGUAACAAGGGAUCAUCUGUUGCUUUCCACUGUGUUCUGGGAUACCUAUGCUCCUUGGCUUUUGGGGGAUACCUAUGCUCCUUGCUUUUGGCAUUCUUAUCUAGAAAUCUGCCUGAUUCAUUCAAUGAAUCCAAAUUUCUCUCAUUCAGCAUGGUGGUGUUCUUCUGUGUCUGGGUCACCUUUCUUCCUGUCUACCAUAGCACUAAAGGGAAGGUCAUGGUGGCUGUGGAAGUCUUCUCUAUUUUAGCUUUCAGUACAGCCCUCCUUGGCUUCAUAUUUGCCCCUAAGUGUUACAUUAUCUUGUUUAGACCAGAGAAUAAUUCAUUUCAUCAUAUCAGGGGCAAAACAUAUUCUAGAAGGAAUAAGUCUCUUAAAAUAUAG
Mus caroli (Ryukyu mouse) is the source of this 2580-nucleotide messenger RNA. RefSeq names its product vomeronasal type-2 receptor 116-like. The record is from RefSeq and is a predicted model, not a curated record. Gene Ontology annotation, molecular function: G protein-coupled receptor activity. Gene Ontology annotation, biological process: G protein-coupled receptor signaling pathway. Lineage: Eukaryota; Metazoa; Chordata; Mammalia; Rodentia; Muridae. Gene Ontology annotation, cellular component: plasma membrane.